Fusarium graminearum PH-1 is the source of this 1431-nucleotide messenger RNA. RefSeq lists its product as uncharacterized. Gene Ontology annotation, biological process: amino acid transmembrane transport. The transcript is spliced from 4 exons. Bases 1 to 1431 code for a protein of 476 amino acids. Lineage: Eukaryota; Fungi; Ascomycota; Sordariomycetes; Hypocreales; Nectriaceae. Gene Ontology annotation, cellular component: vacuolar membrane. Gene Ontology annotation, molecular function: amino acid transmembrane transporter activity. The record is from RefSeq and is a predicted model, not a curated record.
AUGGCAUCUCCAAAGAUCUCUCCCAUUGAGCAGUACUCGGCUAGUGAUAGGAAGGAAAAGUGUGCCCUUGAGCAUGGCGACGUCCCCGACUUUGACUCUGGCAAGGGGGAGUCAAGGGAGGUCUUUCAAGAGAACGUCGAUGGUGUUGAGUUCAGAACUGUCAGUUGGCAGCGAGCGACGGUGGUCUUCCUCAAGAUCAACUUUGCCAUGAGCAUUCUCGCUAUCCCAGCAGCUCUUGGUGCACUAGGCUCCGUCGGUGGCUCCUUGUGCAUCAUUGGAUACACGUCUCUCAAUGUUUAUACCGGUCUUAUUCUUGGUGACUUUAAGCACAACCACACAGAGUGCCACACAUUGGCAGACAUGAUGGGUCUCAUCUGGGGUCGCUGGGGCCGCGAAAUAGUCGGUGUCCAGAUCAUCAUGGCUCAAAUCCUCAUCUCAGCUGGUGGAAUUGUCACAUCAACUGUUGGCUUCAACGCGCUGUCAGACCACGGAGCAUGCACUGUAGUCUUCGGUCUUGUUUCUGCCAUCGGCAUCACCAUGUUCUCGUCCAUCCGCACAUUCUCCAAGCUCGGCUGGUUGACAUGGUUCGGCUUCAUCACCUUCGUUCUGGGCGUGUUCAUCUUUGUUGUGGCAGUUACGCAAGUUGACAGACCUGCUGCUGCGCCCCAGACUGGAGACUUUGAACUUGGUUGGGCGCCUAUUGCUUACCCUAGUUUUGUUGUCGGUAUGGUAAACGCGACCAACAUCUUCAUCAGCACUUGUGGCUCUUCUAUGUUCUUGCCCGUCAUUUCAGAGAUGAAGCGACCCAGGGAUUACAAAAAGGCCUGUCUCCUUGCUGGUUUCAUCGUCAUGGUUAUGUACCUCUCCUUCAGUCUGGUCAUCUACCGCUACUGCGGUAUCUGGCUCUCAACCCCCGCAUUUGCCAGUGCUGGACCCAUCAUCAAGAAGGUAGCCUAUGGUGUCUCGCUGCCUGGACUUAUUCUAGGUGUUGGCAUCUACCAGCAUGUCGCAGCCAAGUACGCCUUUGUCCGUAUCCUCCGAGACUCAAAGCACCUGCAGGCCAACUCGUUCACUCACUGGGGAACGUGGCUAGGAAUCAACUUCCUACUUGGUUCUGCUGCUUUCAUUGUGGCCGAGGCCGUUCCCAUCCUGAACUACCUUCUUGGACUUGCUGGCGCCCUCUGCUUUGCUCCAUUUAGUCUGGUGUUCCCUGCUCUUCUCUGGAUGCACGACUUUAAGCGUUAUAAGACCGGAACAGCAGGACAGAAGAUUAAGUAUGGUCUUCAUGUGCUCAUCAUGAUUCUUGGAUUUUACAUGAUCGUUGCCGGAGUUUACUCCGUCGGUGUUCUGAUCAAGGAGGCGUUUGACACGGGUGCUAUUGCCAAGGUUUUCGACUGCGCCGACAACUCUGGCUUCGUCCAGAGUAACUAA